Molecule: messenger RNA, 4844 nt
Organism: Melanotaenia boesemani (Boeseman's rainbowfish)
Lineage: Eukaryota; Metazoa; Chordata; Actinopteri; Atheriniformes; Melanotaeniidae
Gene: ahr1b
Product: aryl hydrocarbon receptor 1b
Exons: 11
Coding region: 646-3471 (941 amino acids)
Biological process (GO): regulation of transcription by RNA polymerase II
Cellular component (GO): aryl hydrocarbon receptor complex; nucleus
Molecular function (GO): protein dimerization activity; transcription cis-regulatory region binding; nuclear receptor activity
Source: RefSeq, a predicted model, not a curated record
UCGGAUCUGAUGAUGAAGACCUUGUAGUCUUCCUCAGCAGGUUACAUUAUUUAAACGUUGACCUCUGACCCACAUUCUAAAGCUCCAUCCGCGCGCUGAUUGGUCAACGAGGAUCUUUCCAGAACGCGCUCGCGUGAACGCGCUCGACCUGUGUUUCCAGGAGACUAUCCCUGUGCCUGCGCACUUGAUGCGCGCACUCGACAGUCGGGCGUGCCCGCCAGUGGAAUGCGCGUGCUCGCCGCCGCUGCCAGUGCAGGUUGGAGUGCGCGUUCAAACCUGAAGCUCCGCUGCGUUUCUGCGCGCUGCUGUGCUGAGGUGCGCACCGUUCCGGCGCAAACUGCGCCUGUUCUCCCCUCCUCUUCCUCGGGAUGAAGAGCCGACGUCUCCUCUGCACCUGAACUACCCGCCGCUGCGUCAUUUUCUUCUUUCUGCGGGGUUUGGAUGCGUUUGCGCAACAUAGCGGACUGCGACAGAACUUCUGACCCGUUUUAAUAAUUGUUUUUCUCUCUUUUCCUGAACAUUUAUUCGUUGAUUUGUGGGUUCGGGGCCAUGAGCUGUGAAGGAGCAGGUCUGUAGCGGCCCGUCUGGGUCCAUGAGGAGGUGCGCGUGUUUCUGACGGAUCUCGGCUUAUAUAAGAGGAGCGACAUGUAUGCGGGACGCAAGAGGAGAAAACCGGUCCAAAGAGCGGCGAAGCAGCCUCCGGCUGAAGGUGCCAAGUCCAACCCGUCCAAACGGCACCGGGACCGGCUGAACGGUGAACUGGAGCGGCUGGCUAGCCUGCUGCCUUUUCCUGAGGAUGUCACUGCCAGUCUGGACAAACUGUCCAUCCUCCGUCUGAGUGUCAGCUACCUGAGAGCCAAGAACUUCUUCUCAGUGGCCCUGAACAGCCGCAACGGAGCGAGUGCAGCCGGUGCCAAAGAUGACGACGACAAAGUGGGACCGGCCGAAAGCAGGAUCCCCGAGGGAGAACUCCUGCUGCAGGCUCUCAACGGGUUUGUCCUGGUUAUCACUGCCAGUGGGACCAUCUUCUACUCCUCCCACACCAUCCAGGACUACUUGGGCUUCCAUCAGACUGACGUCAUGCAUCAGACUGUUUAUGAACUGGUUCAUACGGAGGACCAGCAGGAGCUCAGGAGAAACCUCCACUGGGCUCUGAAUCCUCCCUCUGCAGCAUCUGGAGUGACUCAGGACUCCCUUCAAGGUGUUGUUGCUGCAGAGACAGAGCCAGAAAGCAGCUCGCCUUUGGUCACCUACAACCCCGAACAACUUCCUCCGGAGAAUUCCUCCUUCCUGGAAAGGAGCUUCGUGUGUCGCUUCCGAUGCCUCCUGGACAACUCCUCCGGCUUCCUGGCUCUGAACAUCCACGGCAGACUCAAAUUUCUGCACGGACAGAACCAACGGCAAGAAAACGGAGGAAAGGCACCACCACAGCUUGCUCUUUUCGCCAUCGCAACCCCUCUGCAGCCUCCGUCCAUCCUGGAGAUCAGGACCAAGAACAUGAUCUUCAGGACCAAACACAAGCUGGACUUCACCCCCCUGGCCUGUGAUGCAAAAGGGAAGAUCGUUCUGGGCUACACUGAGGCUGAACUGCGGGUACGAGGAACAGGCUAUCAGUUCAUCCAUGCAGCAGAUAUGUUGUACUGUGCAGAGAACCAUGUCAGGAUGAUGAAGACUGGAGAAAGUGGACUGACUGUGUUCCGGCUCCUCACCAAGGAGAACCGCUGGAAAUGGGUCCAGGCCAACGCCCGGCUGGUGUACAAGAACAGCAAACCGGACUACAUCAUCGCCACCCAGAGGCCCCUGCUAGACGAAGAAGGAGGAGAACACCUGCGGAAGCGCUCCAUGCACCUACCCUUUACCUUUGCCACAGGUGAGGCCCUGCUGUACCAGUCCAGUCACCCCAUUGCAGGCUUUAAGGAUGGAAGUCAGGAGAAACACGGCAGUAAGUCCAAGAAGAGCCGGACCGACAGGGUCGCGCGGGAUGAUCCGGAUGGUCUGGAUCCCGGCUCCCUGCUCGGGGCCCUAAUGAGUCAGGAUGAGUCGGUGUAUGUCUGUCAACCAGCCCCGGAGCCCAAAAUGUCCUUCCACAGUGUCUUUGGAGACCAGAUGGAUUCUGUCUCUGAAACCUGCAGGCAACGCAGGAGUUGGGCUGAGCCAGAGAACAGUGUGGUGACCCAGGGCAUCACGGAGCCUGGCACCAGCUUCGACCCUCUGUUGGCUACUCUGGACUCGCUGUCUCUGGAGGGGCAGGGGGUUUUGGAAGCCGAGGAGGGAGGCUGUUCAAACGGGGAGUUGUUUGGAGCUCUGGAGGGUCUGGGGCUGAGCGCUGAGGACCUGGAGCUGCUGCUGCUGGACGAGCGGAUGAUCCGAGUGGAGAUGGACCCUGAGCGUGUGCCCACGUUGGAUGAUCUACUGACGAAUGAUGAAAUCCUCUCCUACAUCUACGACUCUAUCGAAGGAAAGACUGACUCUGCAGAUCUUGGAGGACAGGUGCCCCCAAGCACUGCUGCAGGGACAUCCUCGACAGCAUUGCUGCCCGAAAACAACCUCAAAUCUGAUGCUAACAUCCAGAUGGGGUUUCCUCCUCUGAUGGGCGAGACUCCCAUUGUGCAGCUGUCGCAGCAGAUGCAGCAGCACCUCAACAUGCAGGCGGGUAAGGUGACGUGCGACUGGGCCCAACGCGGUGACCAUGUGACUAACACGAUGGUAAACGGAGAACUGAUGGGAAAACAGCUGCCCAACGGACAGUGGACACCCCAAGACAUUUUAACCACUGCAGGGAUACAACUGGAACACUUGAACAUGCAGCAGACUGCAGGCGAGCUUCAUCAUCAUCACCAUCAGCUGUCCCAGCAGUGCCACAACAAACAGACGGCAGCCAACCUCAACAUGCCAUGUACCGUCUCCAGCUCGGAGCAGUCUGCAGGAAAAACCUGCUGGCAGGAGUUUGGAUUCAGUGAGAGUCCCUGCCUCAAUAACGGCCAAAAACCGCUCACUAACACACUUCCGGAGUCAUGCACGGAUUACAGCAUGCCUGACAUUCACAAUGUGGAUUACACUGUCACUGGAAACAGUUUGUUUGCGAGAAUUGGACAUCAGCAGGCGAGCGAGUCCGCUAUGUCAUCUUUCCAGGAGAUGAACCACAAGCUGCAGCAGGAGCAGAUGCCGGCCCCUUUAGCUCAGGUCAUCUCCAGCCUGUCUCAGUGUCCUCCCCCCAACACAUCUCUGGAGCAGAUCCUUGGAGUGGGCAAGUCCUGUCGGCAGCUGGACCCGUACGGCAUGGUGACGUCUGAGAUCUGCCACGACCCCGGCCACAGUAAGAUGGAGAACGGCUGCAUCCUGAACAGUUCUUACCCAGGAAGCUGCGCUCUGCCUAAUGGCAAUGGACCGGCACCCCCCGUCGUCCAGAUGCCCGGCCCUGAGCCUUUACCGGGCCUCCCAGACCCACCAGCCACCGGCUUCUACCUCUGACCACGUGAGCAGGGGCAGCCAUGUAGCAGGACACUGUGAAGAACCAGAAACAGGAUGACUGGAGCAGCCUUAUACCUGCAGACAACACUGAGGAAUCUCAGGCCCCCGUGUUGCUUCUGUUCUUUCAUUUGGACUAGUUUUCUGGUGGGGGGAGUUGAGGGGGGGUUGUGGUCAUUGUGUUGUACAGUAUUUCAAGUCAUGUUAUCAUAUGAGUUCUUUGUUUACAAUGAUGCAGUGAAGAGUGAUCAGUUUAUUUAUGUAACGCAGAGAAGGAAAUACGAGUUUUAUGAAUCAGUAUUCAGAUUCAAUGCAAACUUCUUUUAGAGUCAAACCAGUCAGUAUUUAAAUAUUAUACAUCUGUUAUUUUCAUGUAAUACUUUGGUACAUUUUAAACACCAUGAAACAGUAAGCAAACCGAAGGAAGAUGUGAGUGGAUUAAUGUGAUCCCAGCUUAUCAGAGCCGAUAAAUCCUUCACUCUCACAGCGAGAAUCAUUCUGCUGGUGUGGAUGUAAACUAAAGAUUAAUUUUCCUGUAACACCCAACAUGGCUUCCAGAGUGAUGUCCAGGUUUCUAGUCGUUCUGCAGAUGAACAGGACUCAUGAUGAAAAUGUCGGUUUGUCAGAUGUAGUGACGUCCAAUAGAAACUCCCCCUCCUGCAUCUACAACCAAACCUGCUUCAGAGCCAUUCGGGUUUGUUUUGUCCCUCCUAGGUUACUGUAGAUGUUGAACAUGAUGAUGGGGGACGUAAUGAAUAAAAAUAGAUCUUAUUAUAUUGCAUUUUAGUCAGUAGUUCACCUUAAAAAUUUUCUGUACUGGAACUGAACCCGCACACCUCUUCGGGUUCAUAUGUGCAAGCCCCUUCUGGUGACAGCGCUAGAUAAUAUAUGAACCCUUUAAAGCCUGAUCUGAGAAAUAAUGGGCAGAAAAUUCACAUUUUUUAAUCUGUAGUCUUUAUUAAAACCUUAUAUGAUUUUAAAAAAAUCAUUUGCAUAUAUAUACCGGUUAUUACUGUGUGAUAUGUCAGAAUAAUUGUAAUACAAAAGAUAUCAACCGGGGGCAGAAGACAAGUAUCACAUUGCAUACAUCAGGAUUUUGAGCAAAGUUUUUUACAAAAAGUGAUGCAUUAGGUCUCAGAAACAGGAUGUAUUUGACAUAGUACAUACAGUGUUAAAGGGUUUUUUCUAGGCCAUGCUUUACUUAAUAAUUACUAGUACAUCUGAACGAGAUAAUUAAUUCAUAGCCAUGCAUGUAAUAAAAUAUGACAUAUUUUGCUAUGAGAUUGGGUUGGUAGUUUGGAGGUAUUUAGUUGGCUGGAUGACAUUACCACCAACUGAUUUUUAAAAAAAAAAAACAAGUUGCAAUACUUGUACUU